AUGCUCAAGCGCUUCCCACGCUUCGCUAUCACACGCCUAAACACCAACAACUACUACACACCAUCAACCUUCCGCUUCUCCAGCACAAUGUCCAAGGACGAACAACAGCCUGCUCAGCAAGAGAGCAAGGAUAACAAGAACCCGCUACCUCUACCGGCCCCCGAAGAUGCUGCCAAUGAUGGCCCGACUCAGCUGCGCGUUGGAGAAUCCGUCGCGCUGGAUGCCAUGGGUCCCCUUGUAGUGAACAGAGAUGGAACGAUGGGCAGGAUUGGGAAUUGGGCGGGGAUGACGGAGCAUGAGAAGGCACAGACGUUGAGAUUGUUGGGAAAGAGGAAUAAGGAACGCAUGGAUGUUUUGAAAGAAAAGAAGGCAGCUGAGGAGGCGGAGCAACAGAAGUGA
This is a messenger RNA of Fusarium coffeatum, 399 nucleotides long. RefSeq lists its product as uncharacterized. NCBI's taxonomy places the organism in Eukaryota, Fungi, Ascomycota, Sordariomycetes, Hypocreales, Nectriaceae. The transcript has a single exon. Bases 1 to 399 code for a protein of 132 amino acids. The record is from RefSeq and is a predicted model, not a curated record.